GGGCCGAUUCACGUAACUUGACAGCAGAGACUCGUGGACGUUAACGACACGUAUACCGCUACAGCAUAAACUACAACAAACCAAACUGCUCAGCAGUGAACGUAUACUGCAGUCCAUUUCUCAAACUUUGUUUUCCAGAUCGAAACUAAUGUCAAAGAAAGUUCGUAGCUUUAUGUUAAACCGAACCCACGCCUGUUAGACAAGCUGGCUGAUCAAUUUUACCUGAUUGACCCUGUUGUGGACACGAUGACAGCAUUCGGAGGAUCCAACCGAACACCAGCUCAUUUUGCCUUAUUUGAUGCCAUAAAAAACAGGAGAUACAGACAAGCACUGCUUCUUGUUGAAGCAGGUGUCGAUGUCAACAGCCGGAAUGAACGUGGAGAAACCCCACUUAUCUGCACGUGCAGCCACGUGGAAGAAUGCAGAAACCGUACAAAGCUGGGGCGGCUUUUCUUGGACGCGGGUGCAGAUCCAAACAUGCAAGACUGGCAAGGUUUGACGGUGUUGAUGCACGCUUCGAUAAAAGGACAGACAGACAUGGUGUUACUCAUCCUAGAAAACAACAAGACAGAACCUGGGAUCUUAGAUAUGGACGGAAAUACAGCUUUGAUGUAUGCUGCCAUGCGUGGCCAUGGAAGCAUCAUCUCCAUCUUCACCAAUAUCUUUAAACAUCAACGGAAGGCCUUACACUUAGGCCAGAAGAACAUCCAGGGACUGACAGCCUUACAGUUGGCUUCUAAGAAUAAACAUGACGGGUGUGUAAGACUACUUACAAGAGAGGCACAGCAGUUUCCAAAUAGUUUGGUUGGUGAAUUUCCAGAUCCAAAAGAACUCGAAAGGGCACCCACACCAACGAAGAGGAAACACAAAGGUUUCAAAAUGUAUUUUUCGUCAUUAGAAGAAGGAAAAAUACACGAUAUGAUUCCAGAAAAUAAAACUGAUUUUUCUUCCUCAAUCACUGAUGACAUGACCAAGAAAGAAAAUGAGAAUAUUUCUGGAAUAAACUCACCCAGCGAUGUCUCCCAACUGCCACACAUAAAUACAACAUCUUCCACUGGGUCUUUGGGAUCUGGAAGUACUUUCUCCCUAUUCGAGCUUAGAAAAGACUUUCCUCCGAUUUCUAAAAUACAAUCCGAAAUAGAAAAAGAGAAAAAUACUGCAACAUCACUUGUAGAUGGAAUUCAGGGUGUAAUUAAAAGUGACCCAAAUCUCCAAGACCCAAUGACACAAGCUGAAUUGAUAACUGAACCUACAAACAUGUCAUCUGAACUAUCGUCUGAAAAAUGCUCCAUACUCCCUUUGUUAGCCUUCCAAUCUGUUACCCAACUUAACGGAUCCAUCACCAGCACGACCAGUGAUGCUUGGGACUGGGAUCUUGCUACACACAAAAGGUUCACUGAAAAAUACCGACUGGACACAGGCAGCCGAAGUCUAUCUGAAUCUCGAGGAAAACUCACAGACAACCUAGAAGCUGUGAAAGAAAAACUAUUCAACAGUUCCGACAAACUUCACGAAAUCCUACCGAAAGAUAGCACGUUGUCUAGUCUAGUGGGAGAAGCGGCCUCGAGCUCUUCAUCACAAGGAAAAUUGUCUGUGAAUGUUAACAUUCUAUCUCCUCUCCCUCCUGGACUGAAAGACGGAUUUCAUCUUCCUCCUAUUAGAAACACCCUAGAGCACUACAAGCGUGGAAAUUUAGCAUCUUUGGAUACCAGUGAACAAAGCCCAAUUAAAGAAGAGGAGGAACAGAGUAGAGUUUCUCAGUCCUCAAAAUCAGGGUUUACGCUAAAAGAAAUUAAAGUAUGAUCAAACUUGACCUCAAAGUAGAUUAAAUUUACAAUCAUGUUACUUUGUUGGAAAUAGCUUGUAUUCGAGAAACUUGAAAAGCAAAGCUACCUUGGGUUAUAUGUUGUGUCUGCCGAGAAGAAACGAACCCUAUAUUUUAGCGUUGUAAGUCAGUAAACUUACUGUUGUCCCACCAGGUGACCCAAGAAGUGACACUUGUAAAUUAUUUGAAAGCAUCAAGUGCGUAUUGCGUGACGACGACAAUAAAAUUACGCGACUUUCAUACCCAAUCAGUGAAUCAGAUUAAACUUUUACGUACCUGUGCAAAAAAAGAUUAAUGACAAUGCUUAAAGAUAGGCCUGUAAAUGAGAGAAGCCUGAUGAAUUUACUUAAUUUAAAUUUUAUUCGAGACUUUCGACAAUAUAAUAGCAUAUUUGCGGCCACAACACUGCUUAAGGUAAAACACAACUGAAUGUUGGCUGGUUUGUGUUGUCUCUUUCCGUUGUUUAGAAAUAAAGAUCCUAAAGUAGCAUCUUUAUCUCACACGAAAAAGUUUAUAAAUAUGGAUAAAGUAAAAUAGA
Molecule: messenger RNA, 2363 nt
Organism: Limulus polyphemus (Atlantic horseshoe crab)
Lineage: Eukaryota; Metazoa; Arthropoda; Merostomata; Xiphosura; Limulidae
Exons: 3
Coding region: 247-1803 (518 amino acids)
Molecular function (GO): protein binding
Source: RefSeq, a predicted model, not a curated record